Molecule: messenger RNA, 11408 nt
Organism: Lymnaea stagnalis (great pond snail)
Lineage: Eukaryota; Metazoa; Mollusca; Gastropoda; Lymnaeidae
Source: the annotation of a GenBank genome assembly
AUGGAAAAUAAAUCUGUAAAAGUAGAAUUGAAACGAACGAUAACAUUUUUUGGCAUUGUUGAUAUACUUAUAGCAAAUAUAGGAGGAACUGGUAUUUUCAUAGCCCCAACUACAAUUUUAAGUUUCUCAGGAUCUCCUGGCUUAGCAAUGAUAAUGUGGACAGUAGGUGGACUUAUGCAAGCAAGCAUGGCAUUGUGUGUCAUGGAAGUGGCUCUUAUGUUUAACAAGGCUGGUGGUCCAUAUUUUUUUAUUUAUCAAACUUUUGGCGAUCUCCCAGGUUUUGUGUUUAUGUGGGGUUAUUUAAUAUUCAUUGCUGCGCCAUCAUGGGCCUUGGGGGCUUACACUACAAGCCUAUAUAGCUUGACCCUUGUAUUUAAAGACUGCCCACCUCCUGAUGGAGCAGUUAAAUUAUUGGCUGCCUGGAUAAUGAGUAAGUGUCAAGAAGUAUGUUUAACAAUUAAUUAAGUAUUAAAUAAUAAAUUUGUUCUAUGCUCAUUAAUAUUUUGACUCUCCGAAUUAACCUCCCAUUUUGAUGCAAUAAAUUCUUAAAUUAGUCAAGGAUAGGAAUAACUAUUUAAUUUUUUAAAUAUUAUUAGUGUCUCUAAAAUAUAAGUGCAUUGAAAUAAUUUUGAUGGGCAUUUUCUUUGUCUUUGUGCAGCUUAUUUCCAGUUUUUUUUUUUUUAAAUAAGCAGUUGACAAGUUUGUUAAUUUUCCCCUUUUUAUGUUAUAAUUGUUUCUAACCUUUUGAGAGCUUUUAAAAAUUUGAGGCAGUUAAAAAUAGUGUGUAAUAAAUAACAUUAUUUCUAUGUCCUUAGUUUCUGUGAUUGCUAUAAACUGCACACAUAUGAAAGUCAUCACUUUGAUCCAGAAAUUCCUGACGUCCUGUAAGGUUAUAGCGCUUGUCAUCAUCAUCAUUCUGGGUUUAAUACAUGUUCCAACAGGUAACUUUUAAAUCCAAAGAGAGCAUUUUUAAAAAGUCCAAAGUGAUAUCAAGAACCUAUCCUGAUCUACAGUAAUAAAAAUACUGAUCCCGUCCUUUUUUUUUUUAAUGUGCAACAGAAUUCUGUAUAGAAAUUUGUUGUUGUUGGCCUUCGGCCAACCCCAACCCCACUUCUUCUGCAAAGAAAACAUUUUUUGUUUAAUAUGCAGUGGCGUAGCUAGGGGGGUGCAGACCACAUCCGGUGACACCAUUUUAGGGUUGACACCCAAUUGAAAAAUUGCAUAUUUACAGAGCACACUUCGCUGUCCAACCAAAUUCCAUGAAAGGAUAAGUGAUCAUACGUAAAUUUUCCACACAUGUAAACAAUCCAAAAGCAUGCUUUAUUAAAAGUUCAAGGUUGAUGCGUCAAAAUUGAGGUAAUCCUAUAAUUAGGUCAGAAAAACACAGUUUUACCAUGAUUCAAAGCUGAUUGAAGUGUUCGGUAACUUAUGUAAGCUUUUUAUUGAUUGAUACCAAAUACAAUGUUGUCGGGUGAUUCUAAGUACAUACAUCGAAUCUGUAAAAAUUAAAAAAUUAAAAAUGACUUUUUACGCAUUUAGUAAAAUUUUAGCUUGUUCGCAAAAUAUUUUACAAAAUUCUCAAAUAGCUUUUAAAAUUAUUUUUAAUUUAUUAAAAAAUAAAUGUAAAAAUUUUGAAAUCAAAUAUAUUGAAACCUAGAAAUACUAAAAAAAAUAGAGAUAUAUUCGCAGAUUCCUCAUUAGCACUGCCCCAUAAAAUUUUAGCACAAUUGUCAUACAGCACAAGGUCUUCUACAUGCUGUCUGUUUCACGUUUGUCUGCUACCUUUACCUUUAGGCUGAUCUACUUAAUGAUGUAAACCUUACACAGCAGUAUCUGCGGACUAAAGGCUUUACUCUUGACAAAUGUGACCAACUUAGAGGUCUUAAAAUUUUUUCUGCACGAGGCGCUGUCACUUGGUGGAACAUACUAUUGAAAAGAAACUUUUAAAAUCAAAACAAUGUGGAAUUUGGUUAGAGAGAAGAUUAAGGUUUAAGAAGUGAAUGACACGAGAAUAUAUAAUAGAUCCUGGACUCUCUCUGCGAGAAGAAAACAGUAAGGAGAUGCGGAUGUGUAUUAUUCGCUUUCUUUCUGAAUCCCAGAUCAGAACAUCAGCAAUAAAGGAAUUAGCAGAUAUGUUAGAGUCUACUAUCAGCAAAUGAAGAAGAGUCAUUGGUGUCCGUUUCUAAAUUAACCUCUUUUUAUGAUGAGUUAUCAGAAGAUGAACUUUUAAAAGAUAUAUCAAGACUUAGAAGACACCUAAAGGUAGCUGAUAUUGAAUUUCACAAAGUUGUGGAAUGGUCAUUAUUUCAUGUCAUAUCUGAAUGAGACUUCCUAGAAUCUCUUCCAGUACUCUCCUUAAGCAUUCAAUUGUUUUUUACAAUCUGUGUUUUUGUGGCUUCAUGUGAAGGGAGCUUUUCAAAACUAAGGCUUAUUAAGACCUAUUUACGAUCCACUAUGGAACAGUCAAGGCUUUCUGAUCUGACGCUACUAUUAAUUGAAGGCAUUGACGGGUUUGCAGCUUUAAAGACCGGGAAAGAAAAUUUUUUAAUAAAUUAAAUUUAAUGUAAAAAUAACUAUAGCUUAACUUUGUUACAGUUCUAAAAUAAAUUUACCUGCUGACUUUUAAUUAAUUUUUUUUUUCUUGUCCUUGUUAUACUGUGGACUUAUGUUAACAAGAAGAAAUCCAUCGUGGGGGGAUGGGUGACGCCAUGAGUUUACAGCACCGGGUGACACCAACCCUAGCUACGCCACUGUUAAUAUGUAAUGAAUUUUAACUGAUUACGAAGUUAACAAAAAGCUUGUGUGAAAUAAGGGAGCUCCUAAUAGUUUUAGUUUAAAAUUACUAGUUUUAUGGUCUUUACUUAUAUUACUGUAUUAUUGUUUUUUUAUCUUUUCUAUGCACUGUAUACAUAAUUUUAAAAUGUAAUUACUUUAGUUUUUUUUCUAAGUGAUAAUUGUGCAAGCACAUUUUAGGAAAUUUUGGAUUCAGGUUAAGAAGAUGUCACAUAUUGGCUCUGGCAAGGGGGAUAACACAGAUGGUAAAAGGAAUGGUAUGGGGUAUGACCAAAUAUUUUGUAAAGCAGAGUAACUUGCUGUUGAAAAGCUCCCACCUUUUCGACUUCCAGCGAGUUCCUAAUUCCUAUUAAAUUUCUCAAAACUUAAUUCCAGUAAGUUGUGUAGGCCUAAUUAAAACAGACUCAGUAUUUUUUUAAAAGCUUAGCAUACUUUUAAUAUUUUCUUUACAAUUAAUGUUAUCUGCAUCCAAUACAUGUUUACACAACCGGACCAUGGCAAUGACCAAUGGUAUAAAAACAGAAGAAUCUCACUUUGUCUUUUCUCCCCGAAAAUAAUUUUUUUUCUAAGCGGUCUUACCCCACAUGGGGAGGCUCAUCGACAAGCUGUUUACCAGUAAUCAAAAUAUAAGAAAUACCAUAGUGUUCAAUCUCGUUCUGUUAAAAACAUAUGAAAAAUAUAUCUAAAAUAUCCACCAUAGUUGAAUAGACAUGACUGAAAAUUACAAAGGAUUAUAAAAGUUAGUUUGUCAUAAAAUCUUUCAGAUAUAGGUCAAGAACACAUGUCUCAUUUUAUGGAUGGAACAAGCUCCCAAGUGGGGCAAAUCGCUCUAGCUUUAUUUGCUGCUUUCUAUGGCUUUGGCGGUUGGUAAGUUGUCAAAUCUUAUUUGUUUAUGUUUUACCAAAGCCCAUAACACAACUAGUUUGAUGGUUUUAAAUUUUUUAGAUGGCUAAAUUUAAUUUGCAGAUUUCUUUAAUUCUUUAUGUCAUCCCUGAUUACAGGCCAAUUAUAACUAUCUUAACUGAGGAGGUGAAGCAACCAGAAAAGUGAGUUAUGAAGCAUGAUGUUUUUUCGAUUAAAUAUAUGAUUUCUAUUUCCUAACCAAAUUUAUAUAAUUAUUCAUCAUCUGCUUUGCCAUGAACUGUACAUUGUAAAAUUGUUAUAUUUUUUAAAAAAAUAUGCGUCAGAUGUCGACAUGGACUUAUCAUUCUGUAUUUUUAUGGUUGACAUAAUUUGGUCGAUAAUUUAACUCAACCACAGGUUUCAUAUGGAUAUUUUUUAAAAUGGAUUCAAGUAAGUAAAUCAACAUUAAUCUAUCAGACUUUUCCUCCACUUAAAGUUUUUUCAUCUUUCUGAUUCCAUUUGAUAUCCUGAAAGCCUGACUUUAGCUUAAAACAUUUCUUACACACUAUUAACCUUCCUUGGUCCGGCCUAUAGAUCCAUGUCUUCAAUAUAAGGAUCUAUUGCCUAAAAAUGCUCUUGUAGCAAGUAUGUCAAGGGUCAGUCUGUAAACUUCUAAUUUAAAAGAUAUUUCAGUAAGAUAUUCAUUACAAUAGUGUCAUCUGCUGUCAUAUUUAGGCAGCCCUAUUGAAUGUGAUUAAAUUUAUAUGCCUAUUAUAUUAAAACAACAGUGGUACACAUCGUAUCUCAAACUUGAAAGAUUAUUUAUUUAUAUACUACCAAGACAGGUGACCCAGCUUUGAAAAUCUGUAAGUACUCGUUACUGUAAACUCUUUAAAUCUUGAGACGGUAUUUUCUUAAAAAUUAUAAUUUUAAAAGGAGUUUCUUAUGUUAUUCUUUUUUAAUAAUGGAUUUUUAAAAAGAAAAUUUACUAAUAAGAAAUUAAAAAAAAUAUUCAGUUGAUGGAGAAAUUGAGACCAAAAAAAGUAUUUUAAAAAUAAGAGGAAAAAAAAAAAGGAAAGACAAAAAAAUGGACCAUAAUUGCUCAGAUGUGCCCAUGUCAAAGCUUCCAUGAAUCUGUGAGAGAAGACCUAGCUGUUUCAAACAACCAGCAUGAGUCAUUGUUGUAACCUAAUCUCUGCCUGUACUACUUUUUGUGUGUUUUUCUGUUGUUUUUUUCUGUUAUCAGUUAUUUGUCCAUUUUGUGUCACUGUGACUUUUUUUAACACUAAUAUUAAUUUUAUCACUGCGGGCCAAGAACUCACACUGCUUUCCAUCCUCUUUAUUUCCCUCAAUGAAUUAUAGUCAUCAUAACCAGGAGCCUGUGAAGAAUUAACUUGCUAUUUUGUUGAACAAAAUGUGACUAACUAACACUAAACAAAAUUAACACAUUUAAGAGGACAACAUAACUCAUAAAAACUCAUGGUAUACAAAUGAUAGAACCUAGAAAAAGCUGAGCUUUACUGGGCUUUACUAGAGGAGAAAGAUGAAUCUAUUAACUUAGUGGCAAUAUUUCACAUAUUUUCCUUGAAACGAGUACUAAAAUCAUGCAGCCCCACUGCUUAUUUUCACCUUGUACCAACAGGGACAGUUAUGGUGAAGAUCAUUUAUCGGCCCUGUAGUCCUAUGCAUAAAAACUUCCUUGUUUUAGAUUCUGAUCUCAUGUAGAGAAAACAGAAUUUUUUAUUUAUUUUUUAAAAACUGUUACUUUACUUAUUCUUGUAUUUUCAGUAGGUUAUUGAACUAAGUGUUGAUACUCUUCUAUUUAUUGUUAUGAGUUUAGUGCCCCUGAUAGUUGCACACACACCUGCACAAAAAUAUUGAACUCUUUUUUGAAGUUGCUUAUAAUGCAAAAUUUGAAUAAUGACAUAAUGUUUUUUGGGGGGGGGGGGUGUAAAAAGUAUAUUUAAUUAUUUUAUUGAAAAAAUUACAAUGUUUUCAAAAAUGUCUAUUUCUUCUAAUAAAAUGAAAGCUUACUUAUUUGGGCUCAACAUAAUUAUUGCAUGCAUUUGACAGAUUUCUUAAAUUUAUUAGGGACUAAAUUGAUCUUAAAGAAAGUGAAAAUGCAUUAAAAAUUUUAUCAAAUAUGGAAACAUUUUAAUGGCUUUAGGUCUGAGCUGUCUGCUUACUACGGUCUUUGGAUUAUCCUCUGCACAAUGUACACAUGUUAUUCCUGCAUUAAGAAAGCUCAGCUAUAAAAUUAAUGUUAUCUUUAAAUAUGUCCAUGGUUGACAGCAUCACUUUAAAAAAAAGUUUUAGCCCUUGGCUUUUGUUUGGGAAUUAAUUUAAGAAACCUAAACACAAAUAUCCUGUCUACUUUUUAACUUUCCUGCUUACCUAUUGAUCGAAAAAGGUUUCCUACAUUCCAGUUGUCAUGAAUCAAUAAUUUGUUUCACACAAAAAAAAAAAACAAAAAAAAAACCAGCAGCAGCAUCACAAGUUCUUCUGUUUUGGAUUAGGAGACUCAACCAAUCCCUGUUAAGAUGAUGGUAUACAUUUUAUAAUGAUUUAAAUCUGAAAAAUUAAAUGAAACAGAAGACUUUGCACCUGGGAAGGAACAGAAAAAAAAAGGAUUUUCCUUUUAAAUAAUCAUGUUAAUAAUUGCUUACAGAAACUUGCCAAGGGGCUUGGCUUUCAGUUUUGUUGUACUGAUCACAGCAAUGGUUGCCACCAACUUUGCCUAUUACACUGUGUUAUCAAAGGAGGAAGCUCUAAGAUCAGAUGCGGUUGCUAUGGUAAUUGAUAACAAAUAUUUUCAUUUGGUUAUCCCCUUGUGAAUUUGUAUGUGUGAUUAUUUUUCAAAAUUCCCUUUAGGGAAGAUGGUGACAAAAUUUAAACUUUAACCCUAUUUAUUGUCCAAACAAAUUAAAGAAAAAAAUUGCAAAUUACGGAAAAUAACUAACCACUAAUGAAACAUAAUCAAGUAGGACUACACCAGAUGAUGUCCAGCUUUCAUACCUUACCCCACAAAACAAAGGAAUGUUGUCAUCUUCCCCCAACAGUAAAUUAAUACUGCUGGCAGCUGAACGUCAUGACCUUACAACUGCAACAGUAAAAUAAUUACUUUUGAAACUAUAAUACUUUCUUGAAAAUAUGUUUUCAAGAUAACCUCAUAGUGGUAACCAGGACAUGACAAGAUACAGGGAAAGGAGAGCGCAGAUACACUAGCAAAACAGGGAACAUCACAUGUACAGUCAAACAUACUUGGAUCACUCGGCACAGCCACACAAAAAACUUGCCUCCUCUGCAAACAUCUUAAUGAGACAGUACCACAUCAACUCUUCAACUGCCCCGCACCUAUCACCUCUUCUACUGCCAGCACCAAUCACUAAUCACAUCUUCCACUGCCCAGUACCACAUCACCUCUCCUACUGCCCAGUACCACAUCACUUCUCCCACUGCCCAGUACCACAUCACUUCUCCCACUGCCCAGUACCAUCAACUCUUUAACUGCCCAGCACCUAUCACCUCUUCUACUGCCAGCACCAAUCACAUCUUCCACUGCCCAGUACCACAUCACCUCUCCUACUGCCCAGUACCACAUCACUUCUCCCACUGCCCAGUACCACAUCACCUCUCCCACUGCCCAGUACCACAUCACCUCUUUUACCGCCCAUUAUCACUUUACCACUCUUAGCCCUUCUUUAAACUAACAGGGGAGAUUAACUUACAUGAUGGCAUGUAAACAGAGUGACAGAGCCGUUAAAAAUGUCAAUAGUGGAACUAACAGCAAACUCUUCAGCCAAUAUUUUAGGGAUAAUUUUAGUUGCCGGUUUCAUUAAAUAUUCUGUUGAUGAAAGUGAAACAGGACCUUCAGCAUAUGAAUAUUUGUUGUUAUACUUGACAGAAACUCCUCAAUGCUGCUUUUAAGGUUCUGAAAGUUUCCAUAUACUAUAUUCUAUGAAAAUAUUGUUAGUUGCUUCAGACCUAUUAACUUAAUUCAGCAUGUAAUGUCAUAACAUAACUUAUAUUAAUCCACUUAUAUUAUGUCUACUAACUUAAUAAGCUCUUACUAAUUCAUUCACUGUUGUACAAUAAUUAAUCUGAAGAUGCUUAUUAAAAUUAAAAAGAAAACAUCUUAAAGUUACAAAUAUUUAUAAAUGCAUUUUUGCUUGUGCCUUUUAUUUGCAGUUGUUUGGUCAAAUGAUCCACCCGGCCAUGCCAGUUGUUAUUUCCAUCCUGGUAUGUUUGUGCUCCAUUGGAACUCUCAAUGUUCUCAUUUUAGGCCAGCCUCGGUAAGAGAAUUGUGUUAACAGUUUUUUAAUUUAAAAAUCCACAGCAAAAUAAUGAGAUAAUUGGCUUUGACUGAAAGUAAUUUAACUUUAAAGUUAACUUAAAGGUUUUUUAAAAUUUAAUGCUAGUAAACUAUAAGUUGCAAAUUUCAACUUGUUUUUUUAAGGCAUGAUCUCAAGUCUUAAACCCUAUAGUUGGGUGCAUAGAAUAUUUCAAAACUAAAUUACUUAAAUACACAUGGUAACAUUCAUUAAUGCUUAAUGUAUUAAAAGGUCUCAAGAUUCACUUCCUUUUUUUAAAAAAUGUUCCAUUGUACAAAGCAUUAUGUGAAGGGGAUGUCAAGAAAUAAAUAAAAUAGAAAGUAUAUUUUUAUUCUGUUAACAUAAGCCUGUUAACACUGUUGUCUCAAAGAGAGUUACUAUCCUGAUAGUUUCAGUAAAAAUUAUUUCCCAUCUGUUUGCUGUCAUUCAUGGUGAGAGAUAAUGUGGGCCAGGUGGUGGAAUAAUUUAAUAACCUUCAUCCUAUGCAUAAGCCAACAAAAGUAAUGUUCUCAUUACACCAAAUAAUGUCCGGAAAACAAAUAGUCAAGCACCAACAUUAUCAUAAAUAUAUGAUGACAUUCAAUGUUAUAUUUCAUUUAGUGCAUGUAGAGAUAAAGGUAAUUAAAUGAAUUUAAAAAAAUUGUUCAUUAUGCUAUUUAGUGCAGACAGUAAGUGUAGAUAGAAUGAAAUAUGGGAAUGUGAUGAAACAUUUUUAAACCCAUGAGCUCAGUUAUUUCAAAAUUAUUUUUUUAGUCAUAUCCCGUUUAUGAUCUUUCUUGGAUAUCCAGAUUUGUAUAUAAACCUUUUUUUGAUAGGAUUUCAUUAAAACAUAAAGUUAUAGUGGUCCAUUAGCCCCUUUUGAUGUGUUCUUUGUGCCAUUUAAUUAUGCAGGCUUAUGCUUAUGCAUGUUACAAGGCUUUGCAGGAUAAGGUAAUAACAUGGCAAACAGGCAACAAGGGCAAUAAUGGCUGAUAGGAUAUGCCUUUGUCAAUUUUUAUUCUUUUUUGAAAACUGAGCAUGACACCUUUUUAAAAAAUCAGAACAUCAUUAAUUUCUAAAGGGGUGGGGAAUAUUUUACUAAGGACAAAUAUUCUCCAUCAUGAUCGGAAGUUAGUUGAGAGCAUACCUUAUAAAUGAAAAAAUUAACAGAAGUUGUUGGUUUCUGAUUGAAGAGUGAAAUAGCAUCUGAUUAAAUUUUUUUUGAAUAUUUAAGCUGUAGCUGUAGGUCUGGUGGAUACAACACCAUUCACAUUAAAUAUUGGCUUAAAUGCCACAAAACAUGUCUGGUCAAUCUGAUCAUCCAUCAAAGUAAGACACGAAAGGGACACUACUUACCGACAUGUUACAAUAUUGUAAUCUGCUAAAUCUUGAUUGACAUUCUUUAAAAAUGAUCCUCUCUGUAGCUUGAUAUGUUAACUUAAAUAAUUUUGUGGGGAUGUCCUAAAGCAGGGAUGGUCAACCCAAAUGGCUUCACAUGUCACUUGGAUUGCAAGUUCACUCUUUGUAUGCCGCAGGUCAUUAAACCUAAUAUGGAAAAUAAAUACCAAAUAAACGAUGUACACAUUUAUUUAUUCUUAAUAGCACAUGUGCCCCUGCCACCAAACGCAUAAAAAUAUUGAAAUGAUUAGAUUUAGAUAGAAAUAUAGCUCUGUAAUAUAUUUAUAUACACGCAGAACAUUAUUGUAGAUUUAAAAGUUGCCCACGAUUGUCACUUUAAACAAGGAAGGAAGGGGAGUGGAAAUCAAGGAGCCCUCCAAACAAAACAACACUUUAGAAAAUGUGUAUUUAAUAAGCAAAGUUACUAGAUGAACAUGAGGAGAUCCUGUUUUUUUUCUUUCAAGUGUGCAUAAAUUCACUGCUUUAAGACAAGUACCGAUAAUAUGUUUCCCUGUCACCACUCAAUGUUUUGAUAAUAAUUUUUUUAGAUUAAUUCUUCCUGUUGGCUGUCUUGAUUCAUUUCUCAGGUAGUUUAUUUUUCAUUAAGUCUAAGUGCAAGGAUGAAAGUAAACAAUGUAAGCAGCAGCUAAAAUAAUCUCCGUAUGUUGACUUUUUGAUUGGCAAAUGAAUCAAGCAAACAUAUGUCUGGCUUGCCAUAGCUCUUAUUUUGAUACAUCUAACAUGUUAAGCACACAGACCAUUGGCAGAUUUGUUUUUUUUUCCAAGGUACUGUGAUUAAAACACUUAUGGAAGACCUUUCUCAACUCCCAAUAGAGCAUAAGCCCUUAAUGAUAUCCUUCCACACCUUCCUGACUCUUGCAAUAUUCUCUUGAAUCUUUCCAACUCAUUCCCAUCUUAAUUGAGAUCAGAUACAAUGUUAAUUAAAAAAAAAAAUGUUUGAACCCUCACCAGGAGACCAUUUUCCCCCUGGAUUUGUUAAUGACAGAGAUUCAGAGGUUAAAUUAUGUGGAUGUGACUUAAGUAAUUUGUUGUAAUGUAAUAUUUAUUUUUGUAAUAUGUAUUUUCUUUAAUGAAUUAUAAAGAAAAUAAACAUUAUUAAAGACUGUUGUUGACUUAGCAUACAGUUUGAGAACACUUUAUUUGAAUCACCUUUUGCUUCUAGCUGCAAAUGUUAUAACAAAAAUCUGAAGUAUUUUCUGUGUAUCUCUCAUAUUGAUAUUACAACAGUAUACAUUUGAAAUUGAAUGUUUAUAAUGCUCUUCAAAUUUGAAUUAAUGGUCUUAUUGUUAAUCAAAAUCUAGGAUGAUCUUUGCAGCUGGUCGUAACCGACAUAUGCCUAAGAUAAUGACUAUGCUGCAUAAAAAGUUUCACACUCCAUGGCCAGCAACAUUUACCUUGGUAUGAACCAUGUCUUUUAACUGCAGCAUUUACCUUUUCUUUUUGCUGCAACAUUUAUUAGAAACCUUAGGCCAGAUGUUGAAACACUUUUAUAAAAAUAAUUUAUUUAUCUUAGACAGCGACAUUUACCUUGGUGUUAACCAUGACUGUUAACUACAAGAUUUAUUUGAAAUUUGGGGCCUUAUCUUCAAACAAGCAAUAAAAAAUUUAUUUUUUUGUCUCGGACAGUAACAUUUCUAUUUUAAAACAGAGCUCUUAUCUGUGGGGAUUAGUUGCUUUCUUUACUAUGAGAAGUCAUAUGCUAAUUAAUUUAAAUUUGGAUUCAAUUGCGAAGCUUAGUUAAAUUAAUUUUUUUAAUUGAAAUUUUUGAGUAUCUUCUCCUUAUAAAAUGUUAAACUGAAAGGAUGGAUACAUAUAUGAUAUUCUUUGAGGGCUGGAAAAAAUAUAAUUAUAAUUACACUAUGACUAUUAUUAGUAUAAAACUUUAAAAAAAAAUUAUUUUUAAUUUUAAAAAAAUGAUUACACAUUAUGAUUUAUUUAAACUCAAUAUUGUAAAUUAUGUUUCAGGGUUUUCUUGGCAUUCUUAUGUUGUUUUCUGGUAGUGUCAUGUCUCUUGUCGCUGCCAUUAGUUUGUAUGCAGGUUAG